This is a messenger RNA of Panicum hallii, 1015 nucleotides long. Its product is annotated as glutathione S-transferase zeta class-like. Gene Ontology annotation, cellular component: cytoplasm. Lineage: Eukaryota; Viridiplantae; Streptophyta; Magnoliopsida; Poales; Poaceae. Gene Ontology annotation, biological process: L-phenylalanine catabolic process; glutathione metabolic process. Gene Ontology annotation, molecular function: glutathione transferase activity; maleylacetoacetate isomerase activity. The coding region runs from base 85 to 795 and encodes 236 amino acids. The record is from RefSeq and is a predicted model, not a curated record. The transcript has 10 exons.
GGCGGCACUUUGUCCUACUACUUGCCGCCGAGCUCCAAACCAAGAACACACAAAUCCGUUGACCACUAUUGCCUCGAUCACCUAAUGGCGUCCGGCUGUUCAUCCAACGCGCUACAGGCGAUCGCCGGAGCAGGGGCCGCGCCGGAGGCGCCGGUGAAGCUGAAGCUCUACUCCUUCUGGCGAAGCUCGUGCUCGCAGCGCGUCCGCAUCGCCCUCAACCUCAAAGGACUGGAGUACGAAUACAAGCCGGUGAAUCUCCUCGCAAACGAGCAGUCAGACCCAGAAUUUGAGAGGUUGAACCCAAUCAAGUAUGCUCCGGCAUUGGUGGACGGCGACACGGUCAUCGCAGAUUCCUUUGCAAUCUUGAUGUACCUUGAGGAUAUGUACCCCCAGCAUCCUCUGCUACCACAAGACCCCCAGAACAGGGCUCUGAAUAUCCAGAUUGCAAGCAUAGUCAGUUCAAGCAUUCAACCGCUCCAAAACUAUCCUGUUCUUAAUUUCAUAGAGGAGAAGUUGGACUCGAAUGAGGCGAUUAAGUGGACCCAGCAUCACAUCAAUAGGGGCUUCACAGCUCUUGAGAAGCUGUUGAAAGGAUGCAAUACUACAUAUGCCACAGGAAACGAAAUCCAGUUGGCAGAUAUAUUUCUGGAACCCCAGAUAUACGGUGGUAUUAAGCGCUUUGGAAUUGAUAUGUCAAUUUACCCUGUUCUGGCAAGGCUCCAUGAAGCUUAUAUGGAACAUCCUGCAUUCCUAGCUGCAUUGCCAGAGAGGCAACCAGAUGCGCCUUCCUCCUGAGCACGUAUGCAAAACCUAUUGGCUAUUUGGAACCGCCUCUUGCAGCGCUAUGUGUCAUGGAUCUAAAUAGCAGAAAUAGUGCCAAUAGUUGUACUUCAUGCAAAUUCUAAGUUGAUUUGUAACAAAUGGUUAUCUAUUUAUGUAUGCGAGACAACAAGGAAAACUACCAGAUGAUAUGUAGAAAAUGAAUAUAUGGCAAAGGAAGUGUGUGUUACAACUA